GAAUUUUGUCGUUAGACGGAAUGGUACUAUUUACUGCCUAACAAGCCCUGGGUGAAUGGUGUCCAUAGAAAAUUUUAAGUAAAACAAAAGACAAUGUGAUCAAUAGUGUUGGAGUGAUUGAGAAUUGUUUAAUUCUACGUGUACUGCAAAUUGGUAUUCCUCACUCUUAGCUAUAAUGGCAUUGGGUUUUGAUAACGCUUGUUGCUGGAUAUUCACAUUGUUACUUACCAGCGUAACAUGUUACAACAUAUCUUCCGAAAGACUCCAUUCUCUCAAGCUAAACCAUGAUUCAACUAAGCUCACCUGGAUGGUUGACUGGCCCAAGAAGGAAGUUUUGUUCUACAUAAAUAAUACCUUUGAUAAUGGAAAAUUUAAGACUUUUGCCAUCGGAUUUUCCCAACGAGGAGAACUAUCCAGAUGUGAUCUCUGUGUGUUUACCUCUGUUCCUAAACUUUAUCAACAGGUGCAUGACUCAUACACAUCCCGAAAGUUUGAUCACAUCUUCAGAGACACUCUACAAAAUUGUGAAGUUAUGUAUAUGGAUGACAAUUCUGUUGCGUUUCGUCGAAAAUUUGAUACUUGUGAUCCGCAAGAUAUCGUAUUUCAUACUGGUACUAUGUAUAUUGUAUGGUUGCGUUCUAAUGCAUUGCUUGAAUGGUCAAAUAAUUCAACUAUUAUACCAAAACACAGUACGAAGAAUCAAGGUGUUCUACCAGUACAACUGCUAAGAGCUGAUAAGAUACGUAUUCCCGAAACUGGACAGAUUUUGAAAAAGUUAGACGUUCGACUGAAUAACGUAUCUGUCCCAGCGGCGGAAACAACGUACUGGUGCAAAAUACAACAGCUAGAUCCGUGGCUAACGAACGCAAAACAUCACAUAGUUCAAUUCGAGCCGAUAAUAGACAACGAAGCAUUAGUUCAUCAUAUGGAAGUAUUUCAAUGUAUCGCGGGCAAUGCCGAAAUUCCAACCUACGACGGUCCCUGCCAAAAUAUGCCCGCAUCCGGUCACCUAUGCUCGAAAGUUAUGGCACUCUGGGCGAUGGGAGCUGGAUCAUUCACUUAUCCGCGUGAAGCAGGUCUUCCCAUCGGUGGUAAAGAUUUCAACCCACACAUCCGUCUAGAGGUUCAUUUUAAUAACCCAAGAAUGCUGUCUGGCUACAAUGAUAGCUCCGGUAUGCGUAUCAAUGUGGUUUCAAAGCUGCGUCGUUACGAUGCGGCUAUUAUGGAACUGGGUCUAGAAUAUACAGACAAGAUGGCUAUUCCACCAGAACAGCUUGCUUUUCCGCUUCAUGGAUACUGUAUAGCAGAGUGCUCGAAGAUAGCUCUUCCGAAAACGGGAAUUGUUGUGUUUGGUUCACAGCUGCACACCCAUUUACGCGGAGUACGUGUUCUUACACGGCAUUUCCGAGGAAAAACUGAACUACCAAUACUUAAUCAAGACGAUUUCUUCUCCCAUCACUACCAAGAGAUCCGACAGUUACGUUACAAGCCUCGAGUUCUUCCGGGUGAUGCAUUAGUAACUUCCUGUUACUACGAUACGCGUGGCUACAAUUCUACAACACUCGGAGGGUUUGCAAUCAGCGAUGAAAUGUGCGUGAAUUAUAUACAUUACUAUCCAGCGACAGAACUUGAAGUUUGUAAAAGUUCCAUCUCGGAAAAUUCAUUGUAUGAAUAUUUUUUGUACAUGAAAAACAUUCACAAACAAAACAUAACAUCGCCUAAUGGACCUCGUUCAGAAAACUAUCGAGUAAUUGACUGGAAUCAGGCCAAAGCUAACGAACUUAUUGAUGUGUACGUGACAGAGCCUAUCAGUAUGCAAUGCAACCGAUCAAACGGUUUGCGUUUCGAUGGAUUUGAAUGGGAAAAUGCGCCAAUAACAUCAUUCAAUCUCGCUCCUCCUGAUCAAUCUAAGACGUGCUCUCCAGUAAAAUCAGGUAUUGGAUGGUUCAGAUCGUUAAACAAUGGGCUUUGUGAUAAUUAUGGUGAUUGUAUAUAUGCAGACACAAAACUUAAAGAAUAGAAUAUGUAAUGCCCAAAAGCAAUUUAAAUGAUUCUGAAAAAGUGUAACUGGCGAGGAAAGAGACUAAAACAAGAUAAUAUUAGUUUAAGAUUUAGCCUGAGAUGAUAUUUUAUGUUAUGAAUGUACUAAUAAAACAUUUUGGAGUACAACUGA
This is a messenger RNA of Anopheles gambiae (African malaria mosquito), 2173 nucleotides long. It is a transcript of the gene Tbh, whose product is annotated as tyramine beta-hydroxylase. The record is from RefSeq and is a predicted model, not a curated record. Gene Ontology annotation, biological process: dopamine catabolic process; octopamine biosynthetic process; norepinephrine biosynthetic process. Gene Ontology annotation, molecular function: dopamine beta-monooxygenase activity; copper ion binding. The transcript is spliced from 4 exons. Bases 176 to 2020 code for a protein of 614 amino acids. NCBI's taxonomy places the organism in Eukaryota, Metazoa, Arthropoda, Insecta, Diptera, Culicidae. Gene Ontology annotation, cellular component: secretory granule membrane.